AUGGAACGGCAGAAAGUGUUGCUGGCUGCUGGUACUGCCGCGUGUGCAACUGCCGUUAUUUGGUAUUUGCGGAAGGUUGGGCCCAAAACCUUGGCUGCAGAUGAUGUCGGGGAGGAAGACAAGCAGAAGAGACCUGACAGCGACGAGACUGAGGGCACGGCCAAAGAGCAGCUCAAGCAGAUUUUGAAAGAAAUGAUCAAGUGUCAGGAGCAAAUGAAGAGUUUCAUCAAGGAGCUGACGCAGGAGCUCGGCACGACAGCGUUAAGCUUCCAUGAAACCUGUCAGCGAGUGAAGCGAGUGCAGCCAGCAGACCCCUUGGAGAGUCGUGGUCUGAAAGUCAUGGACUUCGACAAACUUUUGUUGAAGCACCAGCAUGACAGUGAUGUGCGUGAUGCCAUUGCCAAAAUCAUGGGUGCGCCAAAUCCGACAAACGCUCUGUCCGACAAGAUCCAGUCCAUCAGCGUGAAAGACAUUAUUGAUAUCCACACCUUCAUGCUCCAGGAGCUGCAACAGCUGAUUAAGGAGUACUCCGGAUCCGACAGCAAGGAGACCUGCUCAGUGGCCUGGCAUCCUUUGCCAUCUCAUCUCCUUCUUUCUCCGUCGCGUGCUGCAAAUGGCAUCCUUGCAGCCGAAAGGGCUGAGAGGUUCUGCUGGGUGGAGAUGCAGAACUGCUCAGCAAUUUUGCACUUGCUCCGCAGGAACUUGGCAACCGACCAGAACUUCGCCCAGAUCAACAUCAAGAUCUCUCAUGCAAUGAGCCUGCGCCCGAAAUCGGCCCAAGUGCAGACUAGCUUGUGGUCAGCAGUGUGA
Messenger RNA from Symbiodinium sp. CCMP2456, 810 nucleotides. NCBI's taxonomy places the organism in Eukaryota, Dinophyceae, Suessiales, Symbiodiniaceae. The record is from the annotation of a GenBank genome assembly.